UUUUAAUGACUGAUUUGAACAUGAUCUACAGAGCAGGGAAACUAUAUACCAACCACGAUAUCAGGGAAAUACAAGAGCGUUUCAACACCGCGGGUCCGAUUGCCCGUCUUUGCUUUCUACCCGAUCCUGCCAACAUGGAUGCCUGGUACCAAGCCCAAGAUACACAAAUUCAACAAGUCAUUUCUCUAGAAUUCCUUGAAAAGCUAGUGAAUGAAACCCAAUCUUUAUCCAUGGGGGAGGCUUCAAGCAUGCUCUUCCUUGCACGACGUGCCGAACGCGAUAACAUGAGAUCGCGCAUUAUCCAGCCGAUUACCCCUGGCAUCGCUUAUCGACUUCGUGCAAAACUUUGGAACGCCAAACAUAAGCAACUCUGUGACAUGUUGCUGCGCUUCUCUCGAACACCCGGCGGGAUAUUCGGUCUUCUUUUUGAGGCACAUUUUCAGCGGGUCUUCAGUAGAAACAUCCAACUGGAAGCCAUGCCUAUGAUACGAACCGCAGACAAACGAUCUCGUUGGCACGCACGAUUCAGUGACUACUCCGGUCACCCAGAAUUGCAGAAAGCCCUUAAAUCAGCCCCAGAUACUCAAAAACUAUCUCUCACUAUCAAGCCAAGCAGGUUAAUUGAAUAUGACUCUACUGGACCACUUGAGCAUAGGGAGCUGGUUUACUAUGUUCCAUGGUCGAACAAUCAGGUCGCAAUCGACUCAUUCAUUGUCCAUGACGGAGACCUUUAUUUGUUCCAGUUUGCAGGAGGCAGUUCUCACGACAUUAAUCAAGGACUUGAAAAGUUUCUACUGCGCCUUUCCCCACCAAUCUCCCCUUUAAAGCAACAUUUCAUCUUUGUUGUCCCCGACCACCUAAAAAGUUUUAGCUGCCAACACUCCAGAGAAGGUUUUUUGCAGAAUCAUGCCCCAUAUGUAGCGAAGGUAUCAGUAGAACCCAUGGCCGACGAGUUGAGAAUGGAUAGCAGUCAGCCGCAAGUCGCGAGAGUAUUUGGCGAUGGCUCCAAGGAUUACAUGACCUAG
Acaulospora colombiana is the source of this 1025-nucleotide messenger RNA. NCBI's taxonomy places the organism in Eukaryota, Fungi, Glomeromycota, Glomeromycetes, Diversisporales, Acaulosporaceae. The record is from the annotation of a GenBank genome assembly.